Saimiri boliviensis boliviensis (Bolivian squirrel monkey) is the source of this 4228-nucleotide messenger RNA. It is a transcript of the gene PAK6, whose product is annotated as p21 (RAC1) activated kinase 6. Gene Ontology annotation, molecular function: protein serine/threonine kinase activity; ATP binding. Gene Ontology annotation, biological process: protein phosphorylation. Lineage: Eukaryota; Metazoa; Chordata; Mammalia; Primates; Cebidae. The record is from RefSeq and is a predicted model, not a curated record.
AUUGCCAAGCAACGUUGGAGUAGCUCGGCGCCCCAAACGAGCAGGUCGAUGCCUGAGGAUUGAAUGGAGAAAUCCCAAAGUGAGCCGGGGCGAACUGUGGAGGAGGGGCGCGCCGCGGCCCGAGCCGCCGGGCCCUGAUGGGCGGGAGCGGGGUGGAGCGGCAGCGCCUGCCACGCAGCCCUGGGCGCUGGGCUCCGUGGCCGCGCUCCCGAGACAGCCGCGGGUCCAGGCAGGUGGGGGAGGGUGCUGCUCCCGUCCUGAGGUGCCAGGAGCCACCAGCAGCCAUCCAGGUGACUAAGCCGGCCCACAGGCAUUGAGUCACCACCCGCCCUGAGCUGUUCCUGCUUCUCCUUUGCAUCUGAUUAUUUUGGGAGCUGGAAACUUGGAGCUGCACCUGAGUCCCGCCCCUUCUAGCUCCCCCCUCCCUACCUUGGGCUCCAGGAAGAUGGGACGUGCUGUGAGUCUGCUCCCACCCCCUAAAGAUAUGGAAGAUGCUGUGGGGCCCAGAGGUGCCCACGGGGCUGUGGCAGCAGGCAGAGUGCAAUAGCAGAUAUGGUGGUCAGGCUGCCGGUGUGUGUCCUCUGGAGGUGUCGGGACAGAAGGGCCGUCUUGUCCGAGAUGACUGGAGUCCUUCCGGGCUGGCUCUGAACUCAUCUCCCACGGGGAUGUUUCUGUAAAGGAGUGGCUUCUGGGGUCGGAGUGGCAUUUGGAGAGCGAGGCUGGAUUGGCUUAGACUGGCCUGGGCAGGGAGUGCCGCUUCCUGGGUUAGAGACAAGCACCAGCCUGCAGUGGAGAACGCAGGGCCCCGCUGCCCAGAAGAAGCAGUCACGGCCUGCGGAGGACUGGCCCAGGAAGGUCCCAGGUCUUCCCUCUCCUCCGCGCCUCAGAGAGCAGUCCACUGAGGGGUGAGGAGUCGCGAGGCAGAGGCGGAAGGCACCAGUAGGCACCAUGUUCCGCAAGAAAAAGAAGAAACGCCCUGAGAUCUCAGCCCCACAGAACUUCCAGCACCGUGUCCACACCUCCUUCGACCCCAAAGAAGGCAAGUUUGUGGGCCUCCCCCCACAAUGGCAGAACAUUCUGGACACACUGCGGCGCCCCAAGCCUGUGGUGGACCCUUCGCGAAUCACGCGGGUGCAGCUCCAACCCAUGAAGACAGUGGUGCGCGGCAACGCGGUGCCUGUGGACGGCUACAUCUCGGGACUGCUCAAUGACAUCCAGAAGCUGUCAGUCAUCAGCUCCAACACCCUGCGUGGCCGCAGCCCCACCAGCCGGCGGCGGGCACAGUCCCUGGGGCUGCUGGGGGAUGAGCACUGGGCCACCGAUCCAGACAUGUACCUCCAGAGCCCUCAAUCUGAGCGCACUGACCCCCAUGGCCUCUACCUCAGCUGCAACGGGGGCACACCAGCAGGCCACCAGCAGAUGCCACGGCCCGAGCCACAGAGCCCACGGGUCCUUUCCAAUGGGCUGGCUGCAAAGGCUCAGUCUCUGGGACCCGCUGAGUUCCAGGGCGCUUCGCAGCGCUGUCUGCAGCUGGGUGCCUGCCUGCAGAGCUCCCCACCAGGAGCCUCGCCCCCCACAGCCACCAGUAGGCAUGGAAUGAAGGCUGCCAAGCAUGGCUCUGAGGAGGCCCGGCCACAGUCCUGCUUGGUGGGCUCAGCCACGAGCAGGCCAGGUGGGGAAGGCAGCCCUAGCCCUAAGACCCAGGAGAGCAGCCUGAAGCGCAGGCUAUUCCGAAGCAUGUUCCUGUCCACUGCUGCCACAGCCCCUCCAAGCAGCAGCAAGCCAGGCCCUCCACCACAGAGCAAGCCCAACUCGUCUUUCCGACCGCUGCAGAAAGAAACCCCCCCAAGCCUGGUGGCCAAGGCCCAGUCCUUGCCCUCGGAUCAGCCGGUGGGGACCUUCAGCCCUCUCACCACUUCGGAUACCAGCAGCCCCCAGAAGUCCCUCCGCACAGCCCCAGCCACAGGCCCACUUCCAGGCCGGUCUUCCCCAGCGGGUUCCCCCCGUACCCGGCACGCCCAGAUCAGCACCAGCAACCUGUACCUGCCCCAGGACCCCACUGUCGCCAAGGGCACCCUGGCUGGUGAGGACACAGGUGUUGUGACGCAUGAGCAGUUCAAGGCAGCGCUCAGGAUGGUGGUGGACCAGGGCGACCCCCGGCUGCUGCUGGACAGCUACGUGAAGAUUGGCGAGGGCUCCACCGGCAUCGUCUGCUUGGCCCGGGAGAAGCACUCGGGCCGUCAGGUGGCCGUCAAGAUGAUGGACCUCAGGAAGCAGCAGCGCAGGGAGCUGCUCUUCAACGAGGUGGUGAUCAUGCGGGACUACCAGCACGUCAACGUGGUGGAGAUGUACAAGAGCUACCUGGUGGGCGAGGAGCUGUGGGUGCUCAUGGAGUUCCUGCAGGGAGGAGCCCUCACAGACAUCGUCUCCCAAGUCAGGCUGAAUGAAGAGCAGAUCGCCACUGUAUGUGAGGCUGUGCUGCAGGCCCUGGCCUACCUGCAUGCCCAGGGCGUCAUCCACCGGGACAUCAAGAGCGACUCCAUCCUGCUGACCCUCGAUGGCAGGGUGAAGCUCUCGGACUUCGGAUUCUGUGCUCAGAUCAGCAAAGACGUCCCUAAGAGGAAGUCCCUGGUGGGAACCCCCUACUGGAUGGCUCCUGAAGUGAUCUCCAGGUCUUUGUAUGCCACUGAGGUGGAUAUCUGGUCUCUGGGCAUCAUGGUGAUUGAGAUGGUGGAUGGGGAGCCACCCUACUUCAGCGACUCCCCAGUGCAAGCCAUGAAGAGGCUCCGGGACUGCCCCCCGCCCAAGCUGAAAAACUCUCACAAGGUCUCUCCCAUGCUUCGAGACUUCCUGGAGCGGAUGCUGGUACGGGACCCCCAAGAGAGAGCCACAGCCCAGGAGCUCCUAGACCACCCCUUCCUGCUGCAGACAGGGCUGCCCGAGUGCCUGGUGCCCCUGAUCCAGCUCUACCGCAAGCAGACCUCCACCUGCUGAGCCCACCCUGAGUACACCUGCCACCUGUGCCCACAGGCAGGGCACACUGGGCAGCCAGCCUGCCAGCAGGGUUUGCCUGCCUCGUUUUCUCAGUAUUCUCUCCAAAGAUUGAAAUGUGAAGCCCCAGCCCCACCCUCUGCUCCUCAGCCUACUGGGCCAGGCCGGACCUGCCCCCUUAGUGUCUCUCCCUCCCAAAUCCCCAGGUGGAGACCCCUUCCACAGGAUGACCCCUUGGUAUUUGCACAGGGAUAUUUCUAAGAAACGCAGAGGCCAGCAUUCCUGGCCCCUGCAGCCCACACAGCAGAAAAGGCUGCUGUGGUUUUUUAAAGGUAGUUGUACACUAGUGUCCUAGGCCACUGCGGAGGCCAGACUGCUGGUCUCCACACAGAUACUUGCUGUUCUCAGCUUCAGCUUCAAACCUCGGGUCUCCAGAGGGCCACAGCAAUGGUUUUCAUGACCUGAACCCUGUUUCCUCCGAGUGAAAGAGAAAGAAUGGGGUCAGUGGUGAAGGUGCUCUCACUUUACAGAAUGGAGAGAACGUGUGUGUGUGUGUCUGACAGCCCAGGCCCCUUCAGGUCACCCACAGCCAGCUCCAGGAAGGCUGCCCCAUCCUCUCUCCCACUAAGUUCUGGCCUGAAGGGGCCUGCUUUCUUGGCCUGGCUUCCACCUCUCCAGUCCUGUGUCAACCUGACCAGCGGUGUGGUCCGUACUGAGUCCAGCAUAUCCUGGGGGCUUAGGAGGUUUCUGAGCUUCUCCCGGACUGUGCAGUGUGAGGGCAGAGACAGGAAUGUAAGGAAUGGUAACUGUUUUACCUUUCAAGUUUUUCUCAAUCACAAGGUCAUCAGGGGAACCAUUGUUCUCUUCAGAACCCUGUCUGGGAGAGAAGGUGAACCGCCUCUGGGUUUCGUCAAGUCAAGGUCAGGAGCGCCCAUUUGUGCAAACCGUCUGCCCCGGCUGCCUCCGCAGACAGCUGUCUCCUUGUUCUUCUCCGCCCCCAACUUCAGGGCUGCUGUGAGACUGAAAUGCCGGGAAAGAACUUCAGGUGUCUGGACCCUUUCUAUCUAGAUAAUAUUUUUAGAUUCUCUGCUCCCUAGUGACCUUCCUGGGGGCAAAGACAUUGCAAGGACUUUUUUUUUAAAGGUCAGAGUUUUCAAAACAAAAGCAUCUUCCCUAGAAAUUUUUGUGAAUUGUUGCACUUGUGCCUGUUUUAAAUUAACUUGAGUGUUCAAAGCCA